CAUCGACGUUCAACCUUAAACACUGACUCCACUGAGCACCCGCCAUCGGAUUCCUCAUCUCGCCCAGCGAGGAUUGGGCGUGCUUUGCCAUGUUCGUGCACGAGCUGCCGACUACCGGUGCGAUCUCGUUCGCCGACUUUGUGCUCACAUCAGGAUACUCGAUCGAGGUUGCUCACACGACCGAGCAUCGCGCCAAGCUCCGCAAUGUACUCAAAGAGCAUCGUAAGAGUGCUGGAGACGACAAUGACCUGGAACAAGGGGACUGGCUGAAAGUCGUUCAGGCUGUCGAUGAGUACCUACCAUACUUGCUGGCGAUGUUCAAUUGCGUGCAAGUGGACGAAGUUAUUUUCAAGCUCGAACCUGAGUUCUCAUGGCGCACGACGCUCAGCUCGCAUAUAUUCAGGUCGUCGCCACGAAUUUCACUUCGUGGACUCCACUACGAAGUAUGCGCCGUGCUGCUCUUAUACGGAACUGCCUUGUCCAAUUUCGCCGCCGCGAUCGUGGCCUCGCUUGGAAACUACGAGCUUGAACGGACGCUGCAGGACGCAGAGCGCAAGCAGCGCGAUGACAAGCUCAAGCGCGCCGCAGACACGUUCUGCCAAGCUGCUGGCAUCUUCGAAUAUCUUUCGCAAGUAAUGAUUCCGCGAUGGGAGGAGCGAGCGAGCUGCCUUGAUGGUCGGCCGCCGGACUUAACCAGAGAAGUAACCAUGGCUUUAUCAAAAAUGGCGCUCGCAGAUGCUCAACUGCUAUCAAUACGAAAGCUCUUGUCAGCGGCAGUCUCUGAGGCGAAUGACUUCAACACGCCUGGACCACCGCUGCCGAAAGGUCAUCCCUCAGCUUCACUGCUUGCCAAGCUGUAUCUGAACGCGGCGAGUCUGUAUGAGACCGCCUCCUCGCUAGCGACAACAAUCAGCAAGAAGGGCGCGGUCGCUGCGAACUCGAACCUUGCGGUCGACGCAUAUGAGGACGUGCAAGCCAAAGCCUCAAAGAAGCCGGGAAAGUUGCUUGCAAAAUUCAAGGAUGCAAUCACGGUGGAUCACGGGGACGAAGUCGGCUCAGGGCUGUUGACCUAUCUAUCGGCCUCUGCGUCCGUCUCCAGGGCGCUGGCUUAUAAGUGGCUAGGCAUCGAUGCCGGAGAGAAUGGCGAGAGAUAUGGAGAGGGUAUCACUUUCCUCAGGGUUGCCGAAGAAAACAUCUCCAUCAAGAAGGACCGCCUGAACUUCAGCAGCAGCAGGAGUAAAAGCUCCAGGGCGGAGCUAAAGACCAUCCAAGAGCAGGAGCUCAAGAACGUCCAACACUGGCUGAGGGCGUACACCAAAAUGAAUGACACAGUUGCCUUUAAGCCAGUGCCUCCCGCUUCAGAGCUGCAGGUCAAGAUUCCGGCAGGACGAGCAGUGCUCAGCGUCAAGACGUUCGAACUACCUCCGGUCAAGUUUGGCCCAGGCUCGGAGAAUUACACCCAUCGUUCCAUUGAUGCUGCACAUGGUUUGGAAGGUAGUCUAGCUGCUAUGGACCUGCAGAACCAAGCUAAGCCAGCUGCGGCUAAAUAUGCCGGUGCCAAUGCAUACUAUUGAGCGUGAACUUGUCGAAAUCAUGUGUAGG
Messenger RNA from Tilletiaria anomala UBC 951, 1602 nucleotides. RefSeq lists its product as uncharacterized. Lineage: Eukaryota; Fungi; Basidiomycota; Exobasidiomycetes; Georgefischeriales; Tilletiariaceae. Gene Ontology annotation, cellular component: plasma membrane. The record is from RefSeq and is a predicted model, not a curated record. The transcript is spliced from 5 exons. Gene Ontology annotation, biological process: cellular response to pH. The coding region runs from base 90 to 1574 and encodes 494 amino acids.